Messenger RNA from Linum trigynum, 318 nucleotides. NCBI's taxonomy places the organism in Eukaryota, Viridiplantae, Streptophyta, Magnoliopsida, Malpighiales, Linaceae. The record is from the annotation of a GenBank genome assembly.
AUGCUUAUGAUGAUGAACAAACAACUUCCCGACUACUUCUUCUCUGAAUUCCCCAUCUUACCCUCUGACGCCUUCCCCGACGGUGAAACUCCUGCCGUCGCCUUCCCACAUUUCCUCCACCACCGUCACACCAAUGACCCAUCAUCAUUCGCCAACCACCCCUCCACCACUUUAUUAUUUUCCACCAAUGACCACCAAGCAAUCUCAUGGCGAGACCUCAUGACCAUGGAAGUCAUCGGCGCCGCCGCUGGCAACAAUAAUUGGAUGUCGGUUGCGCAGAAGAAGGCGUCGAUGGCGAACACAGAAAUUCGAUUUUGA